AUGCUGCCCAUCCCGGCACUCCGAGGCGAAAAUGGCCAGGAUCUACUUAAUGAUGACACAAGUUCCCACAAACACGGCCCUGAAAUACACGCGGAGUGGAAGAGUGAUGCUCUUCGGGCGUUCGAUCGUGCUUGGCAUCAUCCAGUAAAGAGAAAGCAACCUGGCUAUUUCCAGCCCGGCAGUCCUCCGUUUUUUAGUGGUGCACCAAGCAAGACUACUGUUUUUCAAAACAGACAGACCCUUGCCCCUGGCAACUAUGCUACUCCACACAGGACGGUAACACCGGAGCAGUCUCAUCAACAUUGGGAUAUGACAAGACAACGCUAUCAGCUUUCGCGUGAGAAGAUGUCCCGAUUCUACAGCCCGGACCGUUCGAAAGAAAAGCUUCUCGGCCCUGAGAACUACAAAGAUUGGGCGGACCAAAUGAAGAAGAAACUUGAGCAGUGUGGCGGGUUGUGGAUCACUGAUAUUGGUACAACAUUGCCGGUAUAUAGCAGCUUGAGCACACAACGCAUCCAGCCUAACCUGAAUCUUUGGAUGAUGGUUUUCAGCAACGUGUCACAGCCCAUACGACGAGAACUGUGUGUCCUAGGGGCAUUGAAUGCACAUGAGGCAUGGCAGUUUCUGAAGGAGACAUAUGGAAGAGAGGUUCCCAUGAAGAUGCGCUCAGUCCAAGGCCUACGUGAUAUCAUGGGUAUUAGGUAUGACAAGUGCGCGUCAAUGAAAGAAUACAUAGAGAAGAUGGUGUUGUGCAGCCGAGCGAUUCAAUGUAACCGCGGAGGGAAAGACAAUGGCCACGGAAAGAAUCGCAAUCACUUGAGAGGAAGGGAUGAAACUAACGAAUGGCUAUGGUGCCAAUUCAUCUUGGUGAAUCUUGGUCCAGAGUGGGAGUCUUGGUUGUCUGAGUUGGUGAAAAAAUUCGAAGAUAAAGAGAGAAUGAAUGCUGCCAUAUGCACUUUUGGAGGACUCUUUCCAAUCAUCGAAGCGGAACAGGCACGUCGUAUACAAUCGUCUCGUUACACGCCAAACCGCAGCGCAUGA
Molecule: messenger RNA, 1041 nt
Organism: Penicillium coprophilum
Lineage: Eukaryota; Fungi; Ascomycota; Eurotiomycetes; Eurotiales; Aspergillaceae
Exons: 1
Coding region: 1-1041 (346 amino acids)
Source: RefSeq, a predicted model, not a curated record